Molecule: messenger RNA, 882 nt
Organism: Penaeus vannamei (Pacific white shrimp)
Lineage: Eukaryota; Metazoa; Arthropoda; Malacostraca; Decapoda; Penaeidae
Source: RefSeq, a predicted model, not a curated record
GCAGAGUACAUCAGCCACCAGGUGGGGAGACCAAACUCACCAGUGAUAAUACCACACCUGAACACCAUGCUGUUAGGGUCCUGAAGCCUCCAGGUGGUGGAUCAUCCAUCAGUUUUGGAGAAGAUAGCGAUGAUUACAUGAAGCCCAAGGCGAAGCCUACACCUGCCGAGGAAGUUCCAAAGGAGGAACCGGAGCAAGCUCCUAAGCUUGAAACUAAUGGUAUGGAAAACCCUGAGAAAGAUGGGGCUGCUGUCACCAAGGAAAGUAAUCCUAUCAAUGCCACCAAUGGUUCCACCACAAGUGGGUCUUCCACUCCCACAUCUAGAGUAGAUACUCAAUCCCGUCUCUUUGGAGAAGAGCCGCCAAAGGAGGCACAGUGCCGCCGAGUUCGAGAUCAUCAACGCAGCAACAUCUUUGGGGCAGAGGUGAACACGAAUCCCAAUGGAACACCCAACGGCUCUCCUAGGGCAGGUAGGGCUCCUGUCUUUUUGUCAGCAUUGGGCAGAGAGAAGAAACAGUUUGAAUAAGUAAUGGUAUAUAGGAAACGAUUUUACAAGAUGCUGAAAGUGUUGGUUUUCAGCAUACAUUUCAUUAUAAUUAGACUCAAAAAAAUUGUCAGAAAAAAGGUUGGUGCAUUUUGCCCAAUAAAACAGCAUAUGAAAGACAAGAUCUGUAAAUUACAACAUCUGUGUUUAGUUGUUGAUGCUUCGGAGUAUACUACUACACAGGCCUACCUAAUUUACUUGCCCUAUUAAUUAUCAUUAUUAUUGAUUAAUCUUGUAGAAUGAAAGAUGAUAAAAUAGUGACAUACAUUUCCCCCUGAAAUUAGAGGACAUUGUGUAUAAGCCACUUAAACCCGCCUGUGUGUAUAUAUGUGGGUAU